AUGGAUCCGACAACUACGUGUCCCAUCGAUCAAACGCGAACAAUGAAAAUUGAGAAGACGAAGAUGUUCCUCGAAGGAGGCGCAGAAGACGCCGAAUAUGCUGCACGCCGAAGCAUCGCCCUCCCACACCUUCACUGCAUCAAGCUUGACGAGCAUGCUAGGUUCUGCCUCGUGCUCCUCCGAGCAAUUGUCCCCCAGAUCAGGUGCCAUCUGCUUGUUUCUGCUUACGCUACACCAGAGGGGACGCGAGCAAUAGACCUCGACCUCGAAGCCUUUGCUAGAGUCCUCGGACAAUAUAUCCAGCGCAUUCCUUUCGGGCAAACCGCCUCCCUCGAAUUCACCAAACAUCACAUCCACUUCGCCGACAGAGGUUCAGAGAAUAAGAGCUUUAAAUUUCGCCUACAUUACGGAGCCAGAUACGCCGGUUUGUCGACCACAAACACCUUUUUGAACAUGAUUGCUCAGGGUGAUUUUCGGCGAACCGGUAUCCUCUGCCUGGACGUCGAAAUGGGGAGUGACAUUCACGCCAUACAGCCUGCUAUGCGACGCGUGUUUAGGUCGUUCAAUGGGGUGAGAUGCGUGGUGGCUCGGCAGGAGGCAUUCGAGCUCGUGGCGGAGUCGAUCCACUCAGCCGAGGGGCUGUUCCCGGGGCUGCGCAGGUUGAGGAAUUUUGGGAGGUAUUCGUCGACAAACUGGAGGAACUUGAUGGACGAGUUCGCGGAACUUUACGACAAGAUAAUGAAAGAGGAACUUGAAGGUGUUGUUGCAAUCUCCGGCGGACGGUAA
Molecule: messenger RNA, 786 nt
Organism: Cyclocybe aegerita
Lineage: Eukaryota; Fungi; Basidiomycota; Agaricomycetes; Agaricales; Hemipholiotaceae
Source: the annotation of a GenBank genome assembly